Dipodomys spectabilis (banner-tailed kangaroo rat) is the source of this 2378-nucleotide messenger RNA. RefSeq names its product spindle and kinetochore associated complex subunit 3 (gene Ska3). The coding region runs from base 145 to 1395 and encodes 416 amino acids. Gene Ontology annotation, biological process: mitotic cell cycle; chromosome segregation. The transcript is spliced from 9 exons. NCBI's taxonomy places the organism in Eukaryota, Metazoa, Chordata, Mammalia, Rodentia, Heteromyidae. The record is from RefSeq and is a predicted model, not a curated record. Gene Ontology annotation, cellular component: outer kinetochore; spindle microtubule.
UGCCCGGACCCAUAGAAGAAUUUUGCGCAUGCGCGCACUUGGGACGCCCGCGCUGCGACCUAUUUCAAACCAGUGGCGCCUUCCCUCCGAGCGGUUCCCCGGAGGCUUCCUCACCCCAAAUCCCCUCUCCGCGCUCCCUGACCCAUGGACCCGAUUCGGAGUUUCUGCGGGAAGCUGCGGACGCUGGCUAGCACGCUGGACGAUGAGACGGCCCGGCUCCAGCGAGCUCUGGACGGGGAGGAGAACGAUUUUGAAGAUUAUCCAAUGAGAAUUUUAUAUGACCUUCAUUCAGAAGUCCAGAAUCUGAAGGAUGAUGUCAAUAUUCUUCUGAAUAAAGCAAAAUUGCAAAGUCAAGAGAAUACUGGAUUCAUAAAGGCAGCAAAAGUACUGAUGAAAAAAAAUUCAACAGAUAUCAUAAAAAUAAGAGAGUUUUUUGAGAAGUAUGGAUAUGAGCCACGUGUCAAAGAAAAUUCAGUAUGUGAGAAAGAAGUCACUGACCCUUCCCUGGAGCUGGCUGAAACCAAGCAUCUUCCAACACCUGAUAGGAAGGCAGAGCUCUCUGAUCCUUUGGUUUCUGAGAAGCAUCUUCGUAGUCCACAGCUUUCUGAUUUUGGACUUGAGCGGUACAUGAUACCCCAAGUUCUACUAAAGCCUCAGCAAGCAGUGGACAACCAUAAAGAAGAGCACACCAUUGACACUCCACCAACUACACACCCUCUAGUUAAAGUGCCUACAACUCCCAAAUGCACUCUCAAUAUGGACAACUUUGAGUGUGUAACUCCUAAAUUGGAACACUUUGGUAUCUCUGAAGACUCUAUGUGUUUAAAUGAAGAUUACACAAUGGGCCUUAAAAAAAUGAUGAAUAGUAAAAGUGAGGAGGCCACAAGAACAGAACCUGUGACUGAUGACAACUUUCUGGCCACUCGGGGCUCCAUAAUCCAGCAGCUGGAAAAAAGUGAUGCUGAAUAUAUGAAUUCCCCCUUGGUGCCUACAUUCUGCACUCCUGGUUUGAAAAUUCCUUCUACCAAGAACACAGCUUUGGUAUCUACAAAUUCUCCAUUAUCAAAAGCAAAUAGUUUGUUGAAUGAUUCAGAAGUUAAAGAUUGUGCCUCACUCGUUUUAAGUUCUGAUGAAUGCUUUGAGAACUUUGCAGAUCCCGCCUCUCCAAAAAUCACAUCUUAUGAAAAUCUGCUGAGAACCCCUACACCUCCAGAAAUAACAGCAAUUCCAGAAGAUAUUCUCCAGAUUUUAUCAAAAUACAACUCAAACCUCACUACUCCAGUAGCAGUGAAAGCAGUGCCUCCCAGGAAAGGGCUCCUCAGAUACGAAGGACAGAGCAUCAGAGAUGCUGGCAACAAGGAAAACUGGAAUUCCAUUUGGGACCAUCCAUUGUAGAGCAGACUAAGGUAGAAGCAGAACUGGACUUACACAUUCUCCGCCCUCUUGGACAGUGAUGGUUAAACAUGAUUUUUGUGGAGUUUUGAUUUGUUUUCAGCUGUCUUGCUGACAUUGUUCAGUCAUGCAAUUUUUAAAGAUGAUGUUACAUUAGCCUACUUAAUCUAAUAGAAUGACUUAAGAAAUGUCAGGAAUUGGGACAGUUUAUAGGAUGUAAAUGCUACUGCUUAUUAGCUACUCUGAUCAGACACCUGAUCUUGUGACCAUGUGGUUGCUGCUAUCUGCCAGCUUUGCCCAUCUGUUACAUGAAACUCCCCUACUUGGGAGUUUGGAAACAUAGUGAGUUCCAGGCCAAAGACCCCAUUUCAGAAACAAAUGCAAAAAUAGCCAAAAGGGACGGAGUAUGGCUCAAGGGUAGAAUCAUUGUCUAGCAUGAGUGAUGCCCUGGCUUCAGUCCCCAGUUCCACAAAACAAAAAUACUGAAUUGCUAUUCACAAACUAGAGAAAGUAAGCUUUAAACUAACAUAGGAAAGUGAAGAGGGCGCUUUCUGACAUAGGUAACUACCACAUUGUACGGUAGAGGUGGCAGGAUGUGGCAGCGGGAAGGAGGAAGGAAUGCACGGCUGUAUGUCUUCUUUCCUACCAGCCUUGCACUGUGGUGGACAUUCUCAAGUCAGCAUCACAUGACUGCUGCCUUCUAGCUUUGCUUUCCAGCUUCACCACACAGCAGAUCCUACUCUCCUCUGGAAGGUUCUGACUGACGCUGGGCUAGGGGUCCUUCUGUACAUCAUCUGGGUUUCUAGAACUGCCUGUCCAUCAAGCCUGAGAUCCUUCUGAUUUAAGAGCUGGAAAGUCAUUAUCUAACAACUUCAUCAUAGCUUUUCAAAGUUUGAUGUAGAUUAUUCUUUAAUUGUGCUUUGAAAAUCAAAUUGAGGAAGUGUAAUUUCUUUAUAUAAUGAACAAUAAAUCUUUUUCAAGGUCUA